ACAUAUAUUUAUUUAAACAAAUAUCAAAAUAAAACGGCGCUUUGUCGAUGAUAAACAAAGUAUGUAAUUGGCAUUACCUGCGGCAGCGUAAUCGUGUUGUUGCAUAAUUAAAUAGGUAGCGAAUGCAAGUGCCAAUAAAAUUCGUAAGCAUAUUGCCACAUUUAGGAAUAGUACUUUUUUCACUAAGUAGAAGCGUUGGCACACUUUUAUUGCACCCACUGUGCGUUGUACCACUUAGUAAUCAGGGAACUACAUACGCUAUAAAAGUAAAAGAGGCAACUAGCAAAGUCAACAGUUGGCAUUGGACGCUACCUUGACAAGAACAAACGAAUAUUCUACGCAUUACACUUAGCAUAAAUAAUUGCAAUGUUUGCCCACACAAAACUGCUACUACUUGCCUUGCUGGCCACAGUGGCCACAGCUACGGACACAACAAAACCUACUACUACCAAACCGAUUUCGGUUACCACAGAAAUUACAGAAUCAUCGAAGGAUCCGCAAGCAAAUACAGCGACAGGACCUACAAGCACAGAUGAUUCUACUACUGAUCGAGCGAAUGUACAAUUCGAAAUGAUGACACAACGCAUGGAUAUCAGCAGCACCGAAGGCGAUAACAAUGAGUACCACUACUUGUGCACGGUGGGCAAAAAGCGUACACAAAAUGUGAUGUGCUUCGCUGAGGACAAUACACUCUGGGAGACGCCACACGAUGUGAACUUAAAGCUGCGUUGCCCCAAAUCGGGUACCGGCUAUGAGGUUGCUUUCGCGCAAGUGGAUGUCUGGAUGACCUCGAAAGAUUUGGAUUGUCGUGUAACUGAAGGUGGUGUGGGUUACGGAUAUAUUGGACUACAGUUGGUCGCUUAUAAUACUUAUGAUUUCCGUUAUAUUGCGGAUGUAUUUUCGGUUUGACAAUAAGUAGGAUAAUGGAAAAUAAAUAUGGCUAGUUAAAUUAUGUGUUAA
Rhagoletis zephyria (snowberry fruit fly) is the source of this 960-nucleotide messenger RNA. RefSeq lists its product as uncharacterized. The record is from RefSeq and is a predicted model, not a curated record. NCBI's taxonomy places the organism in Eukaryota, Metazoa, Arthropoda, Insecta, Diptera, Tephritidae.